GAGUCCAGAGCCUCAGUUGCUUGGCGACUGGCGACUAGCGAACAGCUUGUACGUGUGCUCUUCGGUGUCGUUUCGAGUUUCCCUCCACUGCAGCCGUCAAAUCCAACAUUUUUGAGGAAAUGCCGCUUUCAAUGCAAAUGUGGCGCUCUCUGUGGCUGGCGGCCCUCUUCUGCGGAUUAGCCCAGGCCAAAGGAUCCCACAAGGUGCACUGUUCGGAGGAUCAAAUGCGAGUAGACAUCGGUCUGCCAGAUGCAGACUCGAAGGAUCAGAGUGCACCGCAGAUCUAUUUGGAGGGACUCAAGGGCUAUCCGGAUGAGCGAUGCCAGCCGCAGAUCGACGGAUCGCUGGCCGUUUUUCGGCUCUCCCUGAGUGACUUUUACGAGUGCGGAGUCACGAGGAUGGUCAACCAGCUAACGGGCAAGAAGGUGUAUUACCAUAAAAUCAUCAUCGAGUCGGCCAGCAGCAAGGAGAUCGUCAGCGUUAAAUGCAUCACCACCGCCAGUCCCGCCUAUAAUGUGAUGAUGAACGCCACCAGCGGGUCCAGUUCCACGUCCAGUGCCACCGCCCCAUCCAGUGGCACUCGCGGUCUGGUGAAGCGGGAUGUGCUGCCGGCGGGAUUCCAGGAACCCGAGGAUCUGGAGAUUACCACGUCGCUGACCAAGCGGGCCCCAGAGCCCAGGCUCUCAAUCGGCGUUAGCCAGGAUGGUCAGAAGUUCACCAGGGAUCUGACGGUCAAGUCGGGUACACCUUUGACCAUGGAAAUCAACCUGGACGAGGACUCAGCACCUGUAUAUGGCCUUGGGGUAAACUAUCUGGAUGUGACGGAUACGCAUACCUCAUCCGAAACACUCAUUUUCAAGGGCUGCACUGUGGAUCCCUAUCUGUUCGAGAACUUUAACACCAUCGACGGCGACAUUCUGAGUGCCAAGUUCAAGGCCUUCAAGUUCCCCGACUCGUCGUACGUCCAAUUCCGGGCCACGGUGAAUGUGUGUCUGGACAAGUGUCUGGGCACCCAGUGCUCCAACAACCAGGUGGGCUUCGGCCGACGCAAGCGGGAGAUCAGUGCGGCGAACAAAGUCUACGAGAUAUCGCUGGCCAUGUUCCUGCAGGUGCAGGACAUCGAAGGAGUCAACAAAAAUGAGGUCCUGCAACUGGAGGAGAAGCUGCGGGAACUGAAGCUGGCUAACCAGCGUCUGGCCAGGAAUAGCCGCGGCAACUUUGCCUUGGAGCAGACGCCUGCCAAUGCUAUGCCCGCCUUUGUGGUGGACGAGCGGGAGCUGGGACACCUUAGCGCCGGAUCGGGAUCGGGAUCGGCAUCGAACGGCCUGUCACUGGUUCUCUGGACGCUUCUUGGGUCCCUGAGUUGGCGGCUGAUCUAGAAGUUGUAAAUCUCUCAAGGCGUGAAUGCUAAUCAGGGCGGAAUUGCGUGCAGUGGCAAUGAACGAAGGAGGGAAUAUUAAUGUACUACCUAACUACUAAUAUAUACCUAUACUUGAUGUAACUGCCAUUUACAAAACGUAAUUAACUUUAAAUGUAUGCGUAGCUUAGGUUUUCUACGACUUAUGGCAGGCGACAUUGCGACAGAAACAUGAAACAUGAAACAAAAACAGACAGACAACAGUGAUUCUUAUUAAAAUACACAAAACACUUAUAUAUAAAUAUAUAAAUAUGCAUAUAUAUUGGAGAACUUGAAGAUAUCGGUCUAACUCAUAAGCACCUACUAGUCUCCUAAGUGUAACAGUUAAGCUAAUUUAAUUAACGACUAAACUAAACGAAUUAAUUGAUUAAACGAAACUCCGAUCGAAA
Drosophila elegans is the source of this 1806-nucleotide messenger RNA. RefSeq lists its product as uncharacterized. Lineage: Eukaryota; Metazoa; Arthropoda; Insecta; Diptera; Drosophilidae. The transcript has 8 exons. Bases 120 to 1379 code for a protein of 419 amino acids. The record is from RefSeq and is a predicted model, not a curated record.